Messenger RNA from Aspergillus wentii DTO 134E9, 575 nucleotides. RefSeq names its product RING finger protein. The record is from RefSeq and is a predicted model, not a curated record. The transcript is spliced from 2 exons. The coding region runs from base 258 to 500 and encodes 80 amino acids. NCBI's taxonomy places the organism in Eukaryota, Fungi, Ascomycota, Eurotiomycetes, Eurotiales, Aspergillaceae.
CUGAUCCAUAGGUGACGCGAGCCCCGAUCUGUAUGCAAGGCUGCGUGUACAACCGAGUCGGCCUGACCGAGAGAAUCUCAUUUUCAAAUUCUCUCAACUGGAGAUGAUCAGUACACCAUGUCUAGCUCAUACGUUUCUAUGCCCUCACUGACGCUCGGGGUCCAUUGCGCCCGAGAGAUAUCGAAAUGACCAAGAUGCCUUGUUAUAUUAAUAAAGAGGCCCCGCGGUGUGAUACAUGCGUUCUCUGUUUCGACAAAAUGAAUUCGAAGGCCAUGUACCGGAAACUACCAUGUGGUCACAUCUUUCACAAACCAUGUAUCGACAAGUGGUUGUAUGGUGAGGAUGGGAGUUGUCCGAUGUGUCGACGGACAUUUUAUCAUCUUCGACUUCCGUAUUUGGUUGAUUAUUCUGGUGUUGGAGAUGAGGAAAAGAAAGAGGAAGGAGGUGGAGGAAUCUAUUUUGUUUUUGAAUUUCCUUUAACAAUAGAGUAUAAAGCUUAGAUGGUUCUGAAUGGUUUUAUAGUGGGGAAUAUGGAUUAUUGGGUUAAUAUCACUCCUCACGAUCUCUAAACAAAC